This is a messenger RNA of Parastagonospora nodorum SN15, 855 nucleotides long. RefSeq lists its product as hypothetical. The record is from RefSeq and is a predicted model, not a curated record. Lineage: Eukaryota; Fungi; Ascomycota; Dothideomycetes; Pleosporales; Phaeosphaeriaceae. Bases 1 to 855 code for a protein of 284 amino acids. The transcript is spliced from 3 exons.
AUGGGCCUUUUCAACUCCAAGCACGAACGCAUCUGCUACAAUACCGUCGAAUCUAUGAAGCACAACAUCCUCGAGACAAUCAAGCACAAACUCCUCGAAACAAUCGAGCACAACAUCCUCGAUACAAUCGAACACAACGUCCUCGAAACAAUCAAGCACCACCUCAUCCGGAUGCGGACAAGCCUGUGCAGAGCAUUGAGAUUGAUGCCCCAGUCCCCACAAAGCAGCCCCAAGGUACAAAGCGAGUUCGUCCUGACAGUACCCUUGGCGCAACAGAGAGACACAGCUCGCGCUUCUCACCAGCGGCCCGACACCACUUGCAGCAUCAAGGCAACAGGCCUCCGCGCAUUCCUCCACAUGCUCCUCCACAUGCGGACAGGCCCGCGCAUGGUAUGGACUCUGAUGCUCCAGACUCCGCCGCAAGCCAUCCACGAGUUGCAAAACGCGUCCGUCGCGACUGGAUCCUUGGCGCAACAGAGAGACAUGGCUUGCGCUUCUCACCACCAGCGGCCCGAGACCACUUGCAGCAUGGAGGCAACAGGCCUCCGCACCCCGCAAUCCAUCCACCUGUUGCAAAGCGCGUCCGUCGCGACAGGCGCGUUGGUAUGCCAGACGGACAUGAUUCGGGCCCAUCUCGACCAGCGAACGAAGGGCAACAUCGCCGUGACGCCCGCCCUCUGUCUGGAACAGAGCGCCGCCCGGCACGACCUGUGGAACUCGAGCCUCAACCUCAACCCCAACCUCGGCCUCAACCUCGUACUGCGUCUCGCCCCCGACGCAACAUACCUGAGGCCCUGCGCACUAGUGUCCUACCGCGUCGACGCAAUCCCUCCCGCGUGUCGCGGCCACGACUGA